Molecule: messenger RNA, 201 nt
Organism: Physella acuta
Lineage: Eukaryota; Metazoa; Mollusca; Gastropoda; Physidae
Source: RefSeq, a predicted model, not a curated record
AUGCGGGAACUUGGAGAGGGCGGGGAUGGGGGCAGGGAUGGGGGCGGGGAUGGGGAUGGGGGCGGGGAUGGUGGCGAGGAUGGUGGCGAGGAAUCCUCAUCAACAACAUCAUCUUCAAAAUCAUCAUCAUCAACAUUAACGAUAACAUCCACAUCAACAUCAACAUCAACAUCAACAUCAACAUCAACAUCAACAUCAACA